GCAAGAGAGUUUGAGUGCAGAGAAGAGAGAGAGAUGGCGGAGAACCAGAGCAACGCGAACGGGAGCCUGAAGAAGUAUGAUGAACAUGUUCCGGAGAUUAAGUUCACCAAGCUCUUCAUCAAUGGCGAGUUCGUCGAUUCCGUCAAAGGGAGGACAUUCGAGACCAUAGAUCCGAGAAACGGACAGGUGACGGCGCGAGUUGCAGAGGGAGACAAAGAGGACGUUGAUUUGGCUGUGGAAGCCGCUCGCCAUGCCUUUGACGAUGGUCCUUGGCCACGGAUGCCCGGCUACCAAAGGGGAAGGAUCAUGUCAAAAUUCGCGGACUUGAUCGAAGAGAAUAUAGAUGAACUUGCCGCUUUGGACACUAUCGACGCCGGGAAGCUAUUCAGCAUCUGCAAGGUCCUGGACAUCCCUCAAGCUGCCACGCUGCUUAGGUACUAUGCCGGCGCAGCGGACAAGAUCCACGGCGAGGUACUGAAGAUGUCGCGCGAGCUUCACGGGUACACGUUGCAGGAGCCGGUCGGUGUGGUCGGGCACAUCAUCCCUUGGAACUUCCCGACCACCAUGUUCUUUAUGAAGGUCGCCCCGGCACUUGCGGCUGGUUGCACCAUGGUCGUGAAGCCUGCCGAGCAAACCCCUCUAUCGGCUCUCUUUUAUGCUCAUUUGGCUAAGAAGGCCGGUGUUCCUGAUGGAGUGAUCAAUGUCGUAACCGGUUUUGGAUCGACGGCUGGUGCAGCGAUAAGUAGUCAUAUGGACAUUGAUAUGGUCAGUUUUACGGGGUCUACAGAAGUAGGACGCGUUGUGAUGCAAGCCGCGGCGACGAGCAAUUUGAAACAUGUGUCGCUUGAAUUGGGCGGUAAAUCGCCUCUUAUAGUCUUUGAUGAUGCUGAUUUAGAGGCUGCUACUGAUCUAGCUCUGACCGGUAUCCUCUUCAACAAGGGAGAAAUAUGCGUUGCCGGCUCUCGUGUGUAUGUUCAAGAAGGGAUCUAUGAAGAGUUCGAGAAGAAGCUAGUGGCGAAGGCGACGGAUUGGUCGGUCGGUGACCCGUUUGAUCCGAAUGUCCAUCAAGGACCGCAGGCCGAUAAGAAACAGUUCGAGAAGAUACUUUCUUACAUCGAGCAUGGAAAGAGAGAAGGAGCCACGCUUCUGACCGGGGGUGAGCGCGUGGGCACCGAAGGGUACUACAUUCAGCCAACAAUCUUCACAGAUGUUAAGGAGGACAACAUGAUUGUGAAGGACGAGAUUUUUGGCCCCGUCAUGUCGCUCAUGAAAUUCAAGACUGUGGAAGAGGCAAUCAAGAGGGCUAACGACACGAGGUAUGGUCUAGCGACGGGGAUUCUGACGAAGAACAUAGAUCUAGCGAACACGGUCUCGAGGUCAAUCCGAGCGGGCGUCAUCUGGAUAAACUGCUACUUUGCAUUCGACAACGACUGUCCUUAUGGCGGCUACAAAAUGAGUGGCUUCGGGAGAGAUCUCGGUCUGGACGGCCUCCACAAAUACCUACAUGUCAAAUCUGUUGUGACCCCCAUUUAUAAUUCUCCCUGGCUUUGAGAGAAUUUUACGGGGAAAAGCUUUGCAUCUUAUGGUGGCUUGAAUGAUGUAUAAUUCUGAAUAACAAAGCAUAAUUUGCAAGAUAUAGAAUUCAAAUUGUUUUGGCACUCACAGGAUGUUAACGGUUUCAUGCUACAAAACCGGCAGCUUUUGUGCGCAAUUUCUUUGUUGUCUAUCCCCAAGAGUUUUCGUUA
This is a messenger RNA of Syzygium oleosum, 1745 nucleotides long. Its product is annotated as aldehyde dehydrogenase family 2 member C4-like. The transcript has 9 exons. Lineage: Eukaryota; Viridiplantae; Streptophyta; Magnoliopsida; Myrtales; Myrtaceae. Gene Ontology annotation, molecular function: aldehyde dehydrogenase (NAD+) activity. The record is from RefSeq and is a predicted model, not a curated record. The coding region runs from base 34 to 1551 and encodes 505 amino acids.